This is a messenger RNA of Darwinula stevensoni, 3656 nucleotides long. The record is from the annotation of a GenBank genome assembly. NCBI's taxonomy places the organism in Eukaryota, Metazoa, Arthropoda, Ostracoda, Podocopida, Darwinulidae.
GUGGAGAAAAGACCAAGUACAGUUCGAAAAGUGCUGAAGAUCCAUGCCAAGUUGAGGUAUAUGAGGUAUAAUUCGCUGUAUCGGCGAUUCGUCGCCAUCUCACUUCCAGAAUGGCGUCGGCAGCUCAAGCAGAUACAAGUGCAGAUACGAAGUCAGGGAUGAGCGAAGAGAACGGGGAGAUCGAAAACAAACGGCCGAUGUUUGGAAAUCGUCUCCUGGUGGAUCCUAAUCAAGUUUUCAGUCACAAUGCAUGGGACAACAUAGCUUGGAGUGAUGAACAAAUUGAGAGAGCUCAAGCAAAAGUCAUGGAAAUCUCAUCAGAGGUGUUGGAUAGUGAUUCUCAGAGAUGCUAUGAAGAUGAGGCUGAUAAGUUUUGGGAUAAGUUUUAUGGAGUCCACCAAAAUAGAUUCUUUAAGGACAGGAACUGGUUAUUCACUGAAUUCCCAGAAUUAGAAGUACAUUCUGCACUUGUGGGCCAGCAAGAGCUGAUGGAAAGCUCAUAUGAAGGGUGUGUGAGCCGAAGACAAAUCCUUGAAGUUGGGUGUGGAGUGGGGAAUACCGUAUUUCCACUUCUGUCCACCCUCCCAGAUGAUGAUCUUUUUGUUUACUGCUGUGAUUUCUCACCAGUGGCUGUGAACCUUGUCAAAGAAAAUCCUGCUUAUGAUACGAAGAGGUGCCAUGCAUUUGUAUGUGAUGUAUCUGAUCCUGAUGCUGAGGUUCCUUUCCCUGAGGGCAGCAUAGACAUCAUAACACUUGUCUUCACCAUGUCUGCAAUUCAUCCAGAUAACAAUUAUGUUUUCCGAUCCUUCAAGGAAUUGAGGAAUCAUGUCCGCAAGGAACAUGAGCUCUUCUACUGUGACCUCUGUGUUGAUAAUGUCAAGAAUGGAGCAGAGUGGCAUCUGCUGGAGCCCAAGGGAGAAGCAGGUAGUGCCCAAAAGCAGUCGGGAGAACACCGCCUGCCGUCAGUUGGAUUCGAACCUGGACCUCCCGCGUGCUCCAGGCGCCCCGCCGUGGCUCUGCGGAUUUUCACUUUCGAGCGAAAGGGCUAUUCGCGCUCUGAUCUGGCUCGACACAGGCGAACAGGUGACCCAGAUGACAAGUCGCACAAGGGACACCCAUUGUGUGAAUUCUGUGAUGUGCGUUUCAUGGACAACGAUGACCUCUACCGACACCUGCGGAAAGACCACUACUUCUGCCAUUUUUGUGAUGCCGAUGGAGUUCACAAUAUUUUUUACAGCGAUUAUGAGCAGCUGAGGAAGCACUUCAGGUCAGAUCACUUUCUAUGUGAGGAGGGAACCUGCUAUCAAGAGAAGUUCACUUGUGCCUUUCGAUCCGAAAUCGAUCUUAAAGCCCACAAGGCACAGAGACAUAUCCAGAGCUUAGGGAAGGCAGAAGCAAGGCAGGCAAGGACACUAGAACUGGAAUUCAGCAUUGGGUCCAGGGGUAGGGGGAGACCUCGCCCUGGGCAGUCGCCUUCCUCUGCUACUCCUUCUACUGUUCCUCCCUUCUCAAGCAUGUCAAAUGUGACAGUGACAUCAAGUACCAUCAUGUCACCUGCCAAGGGCCCUCAACCAUUGUUCUCAUUGGAGCAGCCCAUCAUCAACACUCAAUCUUCAGAAGAGUUUCCAUCCCUUGGUCCCAGUGGAAAGUCUGUCUCAUCAGCAGAUGGAUCUGCUGACAUCCCUCCUUCGAUGGACACUCUGGCUCAGCGUCUGGCCAAACAGAAUCGUUUCACUACUCGCUCUACUUAUUCUAAACCUACACACAACAUCAUGGAAGAUGAGGAAGAAUUCCCAUCUUUGGGUGCAACCCUGCGAGAACCUGGAAAUCAGACCAACAUUGUUGUUACUAGUGGAUCUGACACUGGACUCACUGGUGACUGGAACACAGUGAGGGUGCGGAUCAAUAGUCAGGAUUCUUUGCAUCCCACUACUUGCAAGUCUCAAGGCAGGACCAACAACAUCUCAUUUGAACUGAACCGUCGGUGGCCCAGUCCAAGUGAAUCAGUGCAGGGUUCAGUAGGUGGUGGUGCAAUACCUAAGAAACGUCCCCAGGCAAGAAUCACCUGCAUUUCCAGCAGUGAGAACAUAACAGUUCACCCUCCAAAGGACAAUCCCCCUGUGAUCAAGACAGACCCAGUCUCCUUGUCUAGCAUCAGCAGCAGUCUCUUAUCUUGUCCUAAACAGGACUCAGCCCUGGUGACCUCAAAAGAUGAGUUUCCUUCGUUGACCCAAGUGGUAAAACCAGAAAAACUCUUACCAAGUCAUAGAAGGCCUCAGAAAAAUGGACUUCAUGGACAGAGUGUGCAGAGGUCAGAAGAAGCUGAAUUGGAAUGGGAGAGCUCCCGAUCCCUGAAGGGGGGAGGGAAGAACAAAAAAGGCAAGAACAAGGAUGAGGCAAAGCAAAAUGGCCUGGAAUUCAACCUCAAGUCCUUGAAUGUGGAGCCUGUGGAAGAAAAGAAGGGCACACGAGCCCCACCUGGUUUUUCAGGUGUUCCUGAACGCCGUAGCCCACCACCAGGCUUUACUGUACCACUAAACCUGGCAAACUCUAUCCGAAAUCCAUUUGGAGACAUCCCCUCUCCCACUGAGAUGACCUUCACCAACAGCUCAGGAGAAUCUUAUUCCCUGGCCAAGUAUGUUCCACCAAAAGAUUUUGGCAUCCGCAAUCAGGAGUUGCUGACCAAGAUCCUCGUGAUACUAGGUGGAGACUUGGAAAAAUUGGAUCUUUUUAAGAAGAUGUCAUCUGACUUCCGCACUGGAUGCUUGGAUGCACUUGAAUACCAUACACAAUGUUCCAACUUGUUUGGAGAUUCAUUCCAGGAAUCUGUGUUUCCAGAACUGGUGUGCCUUCUACCAGACACAGGGAAGCAGCAGGAAUUGGUUCAAAUAGCAUGUCUCCUGUCUUCAGCAAAAGACUUGAAAGUCUGGCUGAAGGACAAAGGUUUGGUCAUGUGUGACCAAGACACAUGUAAGCAGGUGGUACAGUGGCAUGAGCUUGGUGACCAUGUCUCCAGCCAUGUGUUCAUUGCUGGUUUCCCAGCCCUCCCAAAGCCUGGCAGUUGGUGCAGUGAAAUCUUGUGAUUUCUCAUGCUAGUCCUGAACUGCUUCACUGACACCUGGUGCUGCUAUUUCUGAAAAAAAAAAAUAGAGAAAGAGAUAUUGUCUAUUGUGUGUCAUGUGCCUUCAUAUGUUAUGUGAGUUUGGUCUCUUCUCUUACCACCAGUCUCUUUUCUUUGUACCUCUUUCCAAGGUUAUGAGCUGGUCAUCUUUGAUUCCACUUUCAGUUAUCAUGAAACAAUACCUAACACAGAAAUUCAUAGGAGUUUAUUACAUUUUGUUUUGCCAUUGAGGAAAUCACUGCCUUUAGUAAGUGGGGAAGAUUGGUCAUAUCUUUUAUCCAGCUUUGAAUUACAGUACCUCUAAGAGGCCUCUCCAAGAUAUUUGCUUCAUACAUGACUUUUUCUUGUUCAUUCUAUGAAGUUUGGUGUUCAUUCCUGGGCUUAACAUCCAUGUACAGGUUUUGUUGGAUGCUUUCUUCUCUUGUUGCUCAAGAAGCUAUUCUUGUAUGUCCCAUGCAUGCCUUGAUUGUCCUCUUUGAUCAUUAGGUCUUUUGAUGACGGAAUGAAAGGUGCUGGGCUUUGUUCAGAGUCUGAA